Molecule: messenger RNA, 1089 nt
Organism: Microthlaspi erraticum
Lineage: Eukaryota; Viridiplantae; Streptophyta; Magnoliopsida; Brassicales; Brassicaceae
Source: the annotation of a GenBank genome assembly
AUGCAAGAGAAUCAAGAUGAUCAACAGAAUCUGGAGGAACGGAGAAAGAGUGAUAUUGAGGAGGAGAGGAACGAGGCUAGUCCGAGAGUUGAGAAGCAGAGGAGAGAGUCUCAAGACAAUCUACAGAAAGAAAGAUUAAGGUCUCAGGAGAAUCAUAAUAAUCAACAGAAUCGGGAGGAAAAGAGAAAGAGAGAUAUUGAGAAGCAGAGGAGGGACGCUCGUUUGAGAACUGAGCAGGUCUCUCGGAAGCGAAGCGUAAGAGGUCGAAUUCGUAACGGCGGGAGGGACAUCUGCGUGAGCGGAAAUGAAAGAGUGGGAUUUAAGGAGUUGAUGGAGUCCUUAAAAGUAGCUAAACUUGAUGGGAAGAUGUACGUCGUACACGGAUGUGUACAUGCGCUGUUGAUAUGGGCAUAUGAGGCUAUUCCAAUAAUAGGUGAGAAAUUUAGUAAGAGACGAGCAAACAUUGAAAUCCCAUUACUUCGGUGGGAAUCAUGUCGCAACAGAUACAAUCUGGAAGCAAUAGUGGAAGAAGAGAAGAAAAAAACCGGUCUGGAUAAGGUUCGAGUUAGGCAGUUAGUGUUGAAACCUCUGGAAGAGAUAUAUCCCGUUUGGACAGGCGAAGAGGCAGGAGGUGAUAUCAAGCUUGAUAACAUGAUUCGUGAUAUUGUUGGAGGCUGUCUGGAUGAAAGUUUUCUAUCUAAAAAGAAAAGGAGUUAUACCAAAAGAGUGGAGACUGUCCAGACGGCUCUAUCGAGAAACAGCGCCCAACCGCGCAGUCCGGCUGGCCGAGGAACGCAUGUUCCGCGCUCGGCCAAAACUGUCCGUCCGUCUGAAGUCUCGGCCAAAGUCCAAACCGCUCGGCCGAUCACGCAUCACGACCCGGGAAACUUAAGCCCGCGGUCGGCCACGCCACAACCGCCACGCCACAACCGCGCACGACCAAAGCGCGCGAGCCGGGAAGUAACUCGCGGCCGCGCAACUCGCUCACGUACCGGCCGAACGCUCCGUCCGACCCGGGGAACUAUCCCGCGUCCGGCCGAGAGAUUUCAUCGGCCAAUCUAUCCGUCCGACCACGCCGGCCGACCGUGA